AUGGCCAUACGGUUCAAGAGCGGGGAACAAGAGGUCCUCCAUCUCCAAGGAAUCAGCGAAGUUGCCGACGACGAGAGCAUUUCAAGCGACAAUGCUGCGCUCGCCACGUUGGGGUACAGGCAGGAGUUCAAGCGGUCCUUCACCGCCUUCGAAGUCUUUGCGAUCGGAUUCAGCGUCAUUGGCCUCUUCCCGUCCAUGUCAUCCGUGCUUACUUUCGCCAUCCCGUAUGGAGGGCCUGUCGCGCUCGUCUGGGGUUGGGGCAUAUGCUCCUUUUUCCUCAUGUUCAUAGCGCUCGCACUCGCCGAGCUGGGUUCCGCUGCUCCCACCUCCGGCGGGCUCUACUACUGGACAUGGUCCUACGCAAGCCCGAGGUGGCGUAAUCUGUUAUCUUGGAUCGUCGGAUACUCGAAUUCCAUCGGGCUCAUAGGCGGCGUUGCGUCCGUUGACUGGGGGUGUGCCGUCCAGAUCCUUGCCGCGGUCUCUAUCGGGCGCGAUGAGCAAUUCACUCCCACAACCCCGAUGAUCUAUGGAGUCUUCGCCGCGAUUGUGCUGUCCCACGCCUUCAUCGCUUCUCUCGCCACUCCUGUCAUCGCGAGGCUGCAAGGGGUAUACGUCCUGCUCAACCUCUUACUUUGCGCCAUUAUCAUCAUCGCCCUCCCCAUUGCGACGCCCAAAGAGUUCAGAAAUUCGGCAUCCUUUGCGUUCGGAGGGUUCACCAAUCAUGCAGUGGUGGGAUGGUCAAACGGGUUCGCGUUCAUCUUGAGCUUCCUCGCGCCGCUGUGGACUAUCGGCGGGUUCGACGCUCCCGUCCACAUUAGCGAAGAAGCCACCAACGCCAAAGUCGCGGUCCCUUGGGGCAUCAUCAGUGGGGUUGGAAUCGCUGGAAUCGUUGGUUUCGUGAUCAACAUCGUCCUCGCCUUCUGUAUGGGCACGGAUAUGUCAAGCAUCGUGGGCAACCCCAUCGAACAGCCGAUGGCGACGAUUCUUUUCAAUAGCCUCGGGAAGAAUGGUACGUUGGGUGUCUGGUCGAUCGUCGUGUUCGUCCAAUAUCUCAUGGGAUCCGCCACAGUGUUCGCCUUCGCGCGCGACGGCGCGCUCCCGUUCUCGCGCAGCCUCUACCGCGUCAGCCCGCUCACGCAGACGCCCAUAACCGCGGUCCUCGCGUGCGCGACCGUCGCGCUCCUCCUCGCGCUCCUCGCGUUCGCGGGCGACGCCGCCGACAGCGCGCUCUUCUCGCUCUCGAUCGUCAGCCAGUACACCGCGUACUGCGUCCCGAUCCUCUCCCGCUUCCUCGGCCGCGGCGAGCGGCGGUUCGUGCCCGGGCCGUUCUCGCUCGGGCGUGCGUCUGGCACCGCUGACGCGCGCGCGCGGGUGCAGGGCGCGCCCGUCGCCGCGGUCGCGGUCGCUUGGAUGGCGUUCUCGAUCACGAUCCUCGCGUUCCCUGCGCUGCCGGGGAACCCGGGCGCAGGGGGAUGA
Molecule: messenger RNA, 1476 nt
Organism: Epithele typhae
Lineage: Eukaryota; Fungi; Basidiomycota; Agaricomycetes; Polyporales; Epitheliaceae
Product: APC amino acid permease
Exons: 13
Coding region: 1-1476 (491 amino acids)
Biological process (GO): amino acid transport; transmembrane transport
Cellular component (GO): membrane
Molecular function (GO): transmembrane transporter activity
Source: RefSeq, a predicted model, not a curated record